UCUCCAAUUUCUAUUUCAAACAAUUCUACUACAGUUAUAAUCCACUUACAGGAACCGUUGUAAUAGUGCAGAGUCACUGAAGAGUUUCUUAGUAUACCUGCGGUUCGUACAUAUUGUGUCUCUGCGGCAAGAAACACCAAUAGGUGUCAGUGAAAGACGCUGGACGUUAAGGAUGUUGCAGUGGACCGAGAUGGGGCGCAUUUUCUUGUUUUCCUUGUGCCUUAUCACUCCAAUAAUCGGACAGGCGGGGACACAGUAUGUGCAGGUCGGCAUACUACAUGACACUUCAGUUACUCUCCAGUAUGAGGGUACCUGCAUGUGGGCAAUCGAAGUCAGUGUUGAAGGCAUCUCACAAGAAAAAGUGAUCAAAGAAGGUCCAGAGGUCAUGAUUGGACACAAUGUCACACAGUCGGCCAAAUUUUUCAGCUGCUUGUGCAGAGCAAAUGGAAAUCUGCUGUUAAAUGUAACAUUUGCUGUGUAUGAUGCUGACGAAAUCCCAGCUCCCACGGAGAUUACCUUGCGGAUAGAUACCCUUCAGUGGGACCAUGUGUUACAUCUACCUGCUCUGCCUGCUGGCUUUCGAGUCUUCACUAACUACAACAUCUCCUACUUCGUGACAGUGAGAGACAUGGAGAGUGGAGAAAAUGGAGAGACAUGGUCCGCAAAUGAGACCAGUCUCAAUGUGUCGCAAGUCCUGGACGACUGCAGGAGACAAACUUUCACUGUUCAGACCCUGGUCAAUGACAUGGUCUCCGGUCAGAGCUCCUCCUACAACACUACUCCAAAAGGUGUAUGCAUUGCGAGUCGUGAGAUCAAUGGCACCAAUGAUAGCACACCAGGUGAUAUCCAAGUGCCAGAAGAGUUCUCUCCUGCACCAGAUCCACCAAGUAACACAACUAUGUUGUUACCAAGUUCACCAGCUACUACUUCACCAGCACAGACAAUUACCGUAGAUAGUUCCAUCUAUCUAUAUACAACAGGUUUGGUGGUCAUCACCUGGAUCUGCCAGAAGUGAUCAGACUCUUCAGGAGGAGGACAUGGGACAUGAAGUCACUAAGUACUUAUAUAGUAUAAUUACAGGGAUGGCACAGGUUGUGCUGCAUUAUGCCAUACAUUAUUAUUUUUGAUACCAUUUGAUAACUUUUGUACCAUCUGUUGUAGUCCUUUCACCACCGUCGUGCAUAUGCUCCCGUGUUUUGCAAGUCCCAAGUAAGCCCUUGUGGAUAUAUGUAUCACUCCUU
Molecule: messenger RNA, 1241 nt
Organism: Geodia barretti
Lineage: Eukaryota; Metazoa; Porifera; Demospongiae; Tetractinellida; Geodiidae
Source: the annotation of a GenBank genome assembly